Ambispora leptoticha is the source of this 1167-nucleotide messenger RNA. The record is from the annotation of a GenBank genome assembly. NCBI's taxonomy places the organism in Eukaryota, Fungi, Glomeromycota, Glomeromycetes, Archaeosporales, Ambisporaceae.
AUGGCUUACCAGCAAUACGAUCAAUAUGGUCAACAACUUGCUCAGUACGGUAGCAGCAUGGAUAAUAAAACAACUUUAUGGAUGGGUGAGCUUGAGCCUUGGAUGGAUGAAAACUAUAUAAGAACUGUUUGGUAUCAAUUAGGUGAACAAGUUAACGUGAAGUUUAUUCGGGACAAGUUCACAGGACAAAACGCGGGUUAUUGUUUCGUUGAUUUUGUUAGUAAUGCGGCAGCCGUUAAAGCGUUAAGCACAGUUAAUGGUACACUUAUUCCAAAUACUCAACGAGUAUUUAAACUUAAUUGGGCUUCAGGUGGUGGUAUAACUGAUCGAAACAGGGAUGAUCGAGGCCCAGAAUUCUCUAUUUUUGUAGGUGAUUUAGGACCUGAGGUUAAUGAAUGGAUGUUAGUGACUACUUUUCAACAACGAUAUCCAAGUUGUAAAUCUGCUAAAAUUAUGACAGAUCCAAUGACUGGCAUGUCAAGAGGCUACGGAUUUGUUCGUUUUGCUGAUGAGGCGGAACAGCAGCGUGCUCUUAUUGAAAUGCAAGGACUAUUCUGUGGCAAUAGACCAAUGCGCAUCUCAACAGCCACUCCAAAAAAUAAAACUGGUGCCAUUCCAACGCCAUACUUUACUCAACCCACACAACCUAAUCCAACUUUGACUCAGUACAAUGAUCCUAAUAAUACUACCGUUUUUGUUGGCGGAUUAUCGGGUGUUAACAGCUUUGGUGAAAUUACUUAUGUCAAGAUACCACCAGGCAAAGGUUGUGGCUUUGUUCAGUUUGUGCAUCGUCAAAGUGCAGAAAUGGCGAUUAAUCAAAUGCAACAUUACCCAAUCGGAAAUUCACGAGUUCGACUAUCUUGGGGAAGAUCACAAAAUGAUAAAACUGCAAUAACGACCGCCUAUCGGAAUCCUCAGCAAGCCAGUCCCUAUAACCCUCUCGCUGGGAUGACAUCAACCCCCGCUUAUCCUUCCUACCCCGCAACCACUCCUGUAGUCACAACGCCUGUUACUGCAGUACCAGCGCCGAUUCCUCAAGUUACUGUUGAUCCAUUGGAACCAAUUCCUGUUCAGCGUAUGAAUGAGAUGUACAUCUCUAAUAAGGAAGGCCUAAUUGAGAGAUUGGAUACAGAUGGAAGUAGUUGGAGAGGAAUCUAUGCACAAUAA